AUGACUUCUCACCUCGCGACGUGGAGUCGUCGGUUAGGGACUUUCGCUGAAAGGCAACCCAAGACAGUGUUUAGGCCAAGACAAAUGGGCGCCGUUGAGAGGUCGUCAUGUCUCCGGCGCUGCCGAGAGACCCGCAUCCUCCGCGCGUGCACACGACUCCCCCUCCCCUCGGCCCGAGAGGCAGACGUCUCACAUGAGCAGGCGGUUCUUUGGGUUUGGCCCUGA
Messenger RNA from Protopolystoma xenopodis, 225 nucleotides. NCBI's taxonomy places the organism in Eukaryota, Metazoa, Platyhelminthes, Monogenea, Polystomatidea, Polystomatidae. The record is from the annotation of a GenBank genome assembly.